UUCCGUUUUUUACCUUUUGCCAAAAUUCCGCCUUUUUUGGAAUCCCGUCUUUCGCUUUUUAAACUCUGUUUCGGCUCAUCCCUGUUACGGAUUAUGGAACGUGUCAAAAUAAAAAAAUAAAUUCCCAAUUUCGAAGUCGGAACAGAACGUUUCUUCCUAUGGAUAAUAAAUCCUCGAAUUAGAUUAUUUUAUGUGUCUGCAGAUUUUUCAAAAAAAGAAUCAAUUUAAAAUUAAUUUAUAACAAUUUUAAAAAGGCAAUUAUAUCGUUACUUUAUUCCUUCCAAUGAUCACAAUUUUUGGAAUGCAUCGAGAAUGGCGUUCUUUAAUGGAUAGAGCAAUUACUUUUUGGAUGUUAAUUCCUCUAUUUUUUCUACAUUUUAUUUUUCGAGUUAAAGUUAAAGCUAUUGGGGAUGAAAUACGUUUAGAUGAACCUUCUAUAUUAAUUUUAAAUCAUAGAACGAGGUUGGAUUGGUUUUAUUUUUGGUUAGUUCUGUGGAGAAUGAAUCCGUAA
Messenger RNA from Meloidogyne enterolobii, 511 nucleotides. Lineage: Eukaryota; Metazoa; Nematoda; Chromadorea; Rhabditida; Meloidogynidae. The record is from the annotation of a GenBank genome assembly.